GCAAUAUAUUCGGUAGAUGUUGUGCAAAAAAGCGGGAAAAAACAAUGAAAAAUUUUACAAAUUUUGGCAAAAAGAACGCAGGUAAAGCUAAAAACAUGGCUAAAAUUGUGACUUUACCAACGGGAUUAAAUGGUAAGCAGUGGUUUUAUAGUUUAUCCUCAUUUUUAAUUUUAAUAUUGUCGUAUUGUUUCAAUUUAUAGCAUAUUAAUAUUAUUUACAUUUUAGAAAUACAUUUUGUAAAUAUUUGUUUAUGUUUAUCUUGAUGGAAAUACUAUGUCUUCUGCCCAUGAUAAAGUUAUGGUAGAUGAUUCAAUUGUUGCAAUAGUUGUAGGCAGAUUAUAUUCUAUCAAUGGUUUUCUCCAGGUAUUUUUCCCUACUAGAAAGAACAGUUCAGAAUUGAUAAAUCUAAAGAGGGUGGGAAAGGGGGGAGUAUGGAUCACGUUUCACAACGAAAAAAAAAGCCGAUUCACGUGUCUUAAAAAAGCAAUUUCAUGGAAAACUAGAUUUUCAUAAAAUAAUAUAAUAAAUAUAAUACGUUUAUUAAGACUAUGUUUAAUGCAUGGUACAGUAUCUACGGUUUAAGUUCUUUCAUUUCUCUACCUGUCAGUUAAAAACUACAUCAUAACUUACAUGUUUGAGUGUGUGUCCUCAGCGCCAGGAACCUUGUCCUUAGUGAGGGGGGCAUUGGGGAGUACUCAAUACCGUAAUACCGCAGGCAAAUUUUGUCAAUUGCCGCAGCUUUUGAGUCCAAAUUGUAACUACCGUGUACCGCAAGAUUUCCAAUAUCGUAAUACCACAAUUUUUCAAGGAAAAUACUGAAAUACUGUAAGAAAAAUAAGCUAAUACCGCCAUACUGUAAAUCCCAAUGUCCCCCUCCUCAGUGCCAGAAACCUUGUUCUCAGCGCCAGGAACCGUGUCCUCACCGCCAGGAACCUUGUCCUCACCGGCAGGAACCAUGUCCUCACCGGCAGGAACCUUGUCCUCACCGCCAGAAACCUUGUCCUCACUGACAGGAACCUUGUCCUCACUGCCAGGAUCCUUGUCCUCACCGGAAGGAACCUUGUCCUCACCUGCAGGAACCUCGUCCUCACCGGCAGGAACCUUGUCCUCACCGGCAGGAACCUUGUCUUCACCGGCAGGAACCUUGUCCUCAGUGUCAGGAACCUUGUCCUCAGCGUCAGGAACCUUGUCCUCAGCGUCAGGAACCUUGUCCUCACCACCAGGAACAUUGUCCUCACCGGCAGGAACCUUGUCCUCAUCGGCAGGAACCUUGUCCUCACCGGCAGGAACCUCGUCCUCAUCGGCAGGAACCUUGUCCUCACCGGCAGGAAUCUUGUCCUCACCGGCAGGAACCUUGUCCUCACCGGCAGGAACCUUGUCCUCACCGCCAGGAACCUUGUCCUCAGCGCCAGGAACCUUGUCCUCAGCGCCAGGAACCUUGUCCACACUGCCAGGAACCUUGUCCUCAGCGCCAGGAACCUUGUCCUCACCGCCAGGAACCUUGUCCUCACCGCCAGGAACCUUGUCCUCAGCGCCAGGAACCUUGUCCUCAGCGCCAGGAACCUUGCCCUCAGCGCCAGGAACCUUGUCCUCAGCGUCAGGAACCUCGUCCACACUGCCAGGAACCUUGUCCUCAGCGUCAGGAACCUUGUCCUCAGCGUCAGGAACCUCGCGAAAGGCCUCCGAAGUUUUUACUCUUGUGCAAUCGAGUGAGAUCAUAUAAAUUUGAUUAUCGCGUAUCAUGUUUAUUAUAAUAAUCACUAUAAUAAUCACAGUUCACGAAACAGGCAUCCUUAAUUCUCAUUUCACGGAACAUUUUUAUCAACAAUCACGCCUCACGGCUGUAGAACAAAUCACAUUUCACGACACUAAAAUCAAGCAUUUCACACGAACAAAUAUUCACCAUUCACGGCUCACGAAAAUACCCUUUCCCACCCUCUCUAAAACCCUGUUUUAACGGAUCCAACAUUGUUGGGCCAACAUCAUCCAACAUUGUUGAAAUAAUGGCCCAAACGGCUUCUUUUUCAAAUAUUUUUGUCAAGACUAGGUUUAGAGUUUGAGUAAAGCUUAUCUAACCAAAAAGAUUUGAAAGAGAAGCAGUCAUAUCUAUUAUUGUUGGAUCUGUUUAAACAGGCCUUAAGUAUUUGACUUUGAUUCACGCAUUAGCUUUGUUUAGUUUGGUCAGUGAGAAGCUAAGUUAAAUUCCAAGUCGAGUUUUCACUUGUGCAAGCAAAUCAAAUUAACCCAUUGAAUAUGGUAGCACUCUCCCCUUGACAAGUAAAAUUGUCUGCUGUUAGACAAAAUGAGAAAGUACGGUGCUUCACGGUGCAUCAGGGUGCAUUGCCACAUAAAGGGUUAACUGCUAACUAUCAAGCUGUGAACAAAAAAUGGUCAGACAAGUCUGUACCAGUGUAGGUAGUGGCAAUAAUAAGAAAGCUUCAGAUUGAUAGGGAUACAACUACCUGAAAAAUACAAGGAGAACUUCAAUGUUUUGAUCGAAGGCCCUUUGUCGGGAAGUUAGUGAAGGGCCUUUGAAAGGCCUUUGCUUGAAAUGUUGAAGUUCUCUCUGUAUUUUCAGGUAGUUGCAUCCCUAUGAAUCCAAAGCUUUCUAAACAAAAAACAUGACAAUUGAUCCAAAAAUUACAGGAGGGAAUUGUGACUUGCAAGAAUGUGUUUCCAUGGCAGCAGCUGUGUUGAAAGAAGGAAAAGUGAUUGCCCUCCCUACGGAUACUGUGUACGGCAUCGCUGCACUUGCUCAGUCAACUGACGCUGUACAGAAACUGUAUGAAAUCAAAGGCAGACACUUUGAGAAACCAAUUGCAAUUUCUGUUGGGAAUAUUCAAGAUGUCCACAAGCAAGUACAUUUUAUAUAUUACAUCUUUUUUACUGAGGAAAAAAAGAAGAUCCUCCUUAUGCCGAUUGUUCAAUGAGGGUUGGUGUGUACAAUUUGUCCCCAAGCCACCGUUCCGGGCGUAAGUGCAAGGGUAUUAAUAGGUAGAUAUUUCACUAGUUUCACUAGUUCCCCAGAACACUGCUGCCUAUAGCUCCCUCCUAUGCACUUUGUCAACAGUCACACCUUCAACUAAUGCCCUAGCUUUCAUUUUUCCACAGAUGGGGUAAAACUACAUUAGAUGAAGAUAUACUUUCACAACUUCUCCCUGGAGCUGUGACAUUGGUGUUUGAGAGACAACCUGAGCUCAAUACAGAACUGAAUCCAUAUACAUCCUUAGUUGGGAUUAGAAUACCAGAUUAUGAAUUUAUCAGGCAGUUGGCAAUACAUUGUGACUCUCCUCUGGCGUUGACUAGUGCAAACAAAAGUGCAACGAAAAGCAGCUUGGAUAUCAAGGUAAAGCUAUUCUCAGUUGUUGGUGUCCAGUGUGGGUUGUAUUGUACAAUUCUCGGGUAUUGUAUGUCCUUAUGUGGGGGUCAAGGUUCUGUGUCGAGGGUAAAGGAUGGCUUUUACUGUAUAUUGUUGAAUUGUAUUGGCUUUUAUAAUAAUGUAUAGUUGGUGUCUGAACAACCUGCAAAAGACUAAAAUACUUUAAUUUCAAUGUUGCUGGUGAAAGCUCCUUGUCAUAAUGACAGAGCCAGAAGUCAGUUGGACACUACAGUAUAUAAACAAAUAAUAAAACAUUUUGAAACAACCUCAAAACACACUGUGGACACAAACAUAGAAUUAGUUCACUUAGAAUUGGUGUUCUUCAUGUAACUAUAUAGGAAUUCCAAGAUUUGUGGGAACAUCUUGCAGUUGUGUUUGAUGGAGGUACAUUAGGGGAUACAGAGGAAUGCCGCAAGGGAUCAACAGUUGUAAAUUUAGCCACACCAGGGACAUACAAGAUUAUUCGAGAUGGAAGGUUGGUAACUAGUAAGACCAUGGGUUAUAUUGUUAUGUUAUGGUUACAAGGCCUUUAAUAAUCCGUCUCUGGUUAUAUUAUCCAUCAAGAUCAGGGCUUGAAAUAACGUUCCCAAAGUUCCCGAUCAUGGUGAUCGGCAGUCAUGACUUUCCCUGCUUUUUUCAGGUUGGAAACCCUGCUUUUCCGCCGAUCAUAAGCAAUUUCUUGCCGAUCAUUGAUCGGCUGUUAUUUCUAGCUCUGCAAGAUUCAUAUUAAUUAAUAUUUCACGAAAGCUUAGUAUUGUAUAUUUUUUCUAGUGCAUUGUUGAAAACUUCUAACACUCUUCACAAGUUUAAUCUGAAAGAAAGCCAAAGCUAGAUAAUUUGAUGUGCAACAUUAAAGUGAUUCAUCUAUAUCUAUUAAGGUAAUAUACCGUAUGUGCCCAAAACCAUGGGUCAUCUAAGGCCAUUUCCCAUCUAUACCCAGGAAAAACACAGAACACGCAUUUCAAUUUUCCAAACUUUGUGUAAUACCAUUUUCAUAAUUAUACAUAAUCCCAAUAUUGCUUUUACCUGUGAAUGUUAAAUAAUUAUUUAAAAAAAGUUCUAAAGAGCCACGCAUCCAAAUAUACACAGCAGUGCUCAGCAGACCUGUCCAAUCCUAGCCUACGUAGUGGGCGUUUACUUGCUUGCGGGCGGCGAGUACGCAGGCUAGUCCGUGAGUUAUCAGUCGCGUUGUCACGUGAGUUAUCAGUCGCGCAGUUGAGUCCAGCUCAACUUUCAUGGAGUAUCCAGCACCGUCGCGCGCUUAAAUCUGCGGUGAACAAUCUUAAUGGAAACGGCUGUCAAGCCCUUGUUGCAGACAUCUUUGCAGUCUUACGGAAAAAAUUCCGAUGGCGACGUCCAACAUUCCUCAUUCACCCGUGCAAACAGUGUUCCGAAGUGUGAUUUUUGUUGCGGAAAGAAUAUUUCCUGGUUUGCCCAACUUCGCGAAACAUGACUAGGAAACAAUGUUUCCUGGUUUGCCCACCUUCGCGAGACAUGCUAGGAAAGAAUCUUUCUACCAGAACUGAAUACUUCCUAGUUUACCUAUGUAGGACUUUAUAGUAUGUGUUUAAUAGAAAAUGACUGUCUUGCGCUAUGAUAUCAAUCAGUUAUACCGUAAUAUAUUCAUGAACUUGUUUUAAACGCCGAAGUUCUCACGCUUGUUGCUGUUUUUGCCUCGCGUUUUACUGCUGAUGUUGUUUGUUGCGAUUCAUUAGUCUUUUUGUAAUUGGAAAUUUUUCGUCUUUCAUCCCCUGUCCAAGAUUUUGUAUCCUCUGUUUCUUGUGAUUUUACACUCGAACGCCUGGAGUUUCCCACCGUUGAAACUUUGCUAGUUCGGUUGUUGAUUGAGUUUUUCCUCGCGUUUUCUACUGCCUGUUUGGUGUCUUUGCUCGUAGUUCUGCAUGCGGUGAGACUUUCUUUUGCUAACUUGAGCAUAGACGUUUUGGUGUUAGCUUGAUCUAAGUGAAAUAUGAGAGGAGUCUGAAUACAUGGCUGUUGUCUUCAACUUAAGAGGAACCGUUAAGGUCAACGGUUAAACUUGGACAGCUCUAUUAGUUCUAAACUGGUCUAGUAAAGGUCUAGUAAAGGCAGUACAGCAGGUCUUGUGCAGGCAGUACAGCACACUACUGCAAAGUCUUGCUUGACUACUGUAUUUGAAUUGUAAUUGUUGUUCACAGUUCGCUUAUCAUCAUGUUAUUACUCAAAUUACUGUAUCUCAUUUUGUCUCUAAUAAUUUUUUGCUUUAUCAUGAAAAAUAGCACCACCCCUGCACCCCCUCUGGCCAGGGCUAGGGGGUGCACCCUCCCCUCCCCGCACACCACCAGUAAAUCCAUCCCUGUACUAUAGUAUCGCUAUCAAUCUGAAGCUUUCUUAAAAAGGACAAACCUUUAACUUUCUGUCGUUGCAGACCAUUUCGUAAUUGUUCUACAUUUUGAUCAGUUUUCUCUUUUAUUUCUUUCGCUUCGACUGCUUUUUGUUUGGUGUCGUUCCCGCGUGAUUUCUGGUUAGCGCCCAGCACACUUUCCUUUGAAGUUUGCUCUUUCACAGUGGCGUUUGAUGCUUUUGAAACCACAGCUCUUUCGAUCUUCUCACUUAACCCAUUCCUAUUCUUCGAAUCAUCCACUGCACUUAUUUUUUCAACAUUUGGUGCUAUGCCUUUGAUAUUGUUUCGGCUAUUGGCCGAACCUUUGCCGGCAGUCGUCGAACUUUUCUCCUCAGGCGACGAACCUUUUCCGGCAUCCGUCGAACGAUCCACGACAAUUACCGACACGCAUUUAUCAUACUUAUCAGCCAACCUUGCGACAUCGUUCUUUCUUGUAGCGGGGAGUCUGGUGUUGGAAGAUGUAAGAGUCCUGGGUGCUAGUCGUGUCGGCGACAUGGGGGACUGGCGAGAGAGUACGGAACUUUUUCCCGCCACAACAGGAAUUUUUGAAGAAUUGUCCGGCUUGUAAAGUGUUCUCCUAGGUAUGACUGCUUUUUGAGCGGUUUGUUUUGAAGGUGUUGCUUUUGCCUUUAACGAUUGUGUUCUUGUUGUUUGCCGUGAUGCCGCUGUACUGGAGGUGCUCAGACGCUGGCUUGUUGGCUGAAAAAAUAAUUGAUUUUAAAACGUUUAGAAUACCAUUUAUAAAAUAACAUGUAUAUAACGCGUGUUCUGAUUGGUCAAAAGCCGUGUUUGGAUCAGGCCAUCCAAACACGGAAGACUAUCGUGUUGUUGUUAUUUUAUAAAACAAUUACUUUAUGGUUUCCGUGUUUGGAUGGACUGAUCCAAACACUUGGGAAUGUUGCUCGAGUUAAGAAAAGCGGGCAAAAUCACUCGCUAUUCCCGCGUGUUUGGAUCAGGCCAUCCAAACACGGAAACCAUAAAGUAAUUGUAUAAUACCUUUACUGACAUUACCCCACCAUUUAACAAGAAGUUGUGGUUAAUGCCCGUGAACUGGCCUCUGUAGCUCAGUUGGUUAGAGCGGCUACGCCGGAAUCGCACGGCCGCAAGUUAGAAGUCUUAUAGCAACUGCUCUUUUCGCUCGAAAUUCCAUCUAUCUCAAACCCAUCAACAAUACUUUAUAGUUCUAACUGUUCUCCCUGGCGGUCCAGUUAAGGUCCCUUAUUGUUCAAGCUCUCUCUAAUCCGUUCUCCCGAGAAGUCCAAUAAAGUAUUUCAUUGGUCCAGUGCCGCCUCGUACCCAGGCGCUUUGGUUUGAUUAUCGCAACACGUAAGUCAAACUGAAAGUACUCAUCAUAUCCUAGGCGAGAUUUUAUCUAUGCUGCGGGAAUUGAACCCUUAUCAUUGACAGUUGGUUUAUAAAACCAUGCAAUAAUCUUCACUGAAAAAAUGGAAUUUUGAAAUACCUUCGCUGUUUCUGCUACUUUACUAGACACAGACGAAAUUUUUGCGUUCAUCACCUCAAUUUUUGACAAUCCACUUCCAGCCGUUCCUUGCUUACUAUUCACCCCAUUUACCCUUCUACAACCCUGCUCGUCCUUGACACCUCCACCUGUCUUGUCUCCGCCAUGAAAUACAUGAUGUUGUACAGUAGCUUGUUCCUGUUCGUACGUUGUUUUAUGGUUCUCCCCUAACGAGUCGCGCUUUAAUACAACCCCUUUGUUCGUGUAUAAGUGGGUAACAGUUCCCGAGGUGUUUGUUCCGGGGUCUUCAUUUCGUAUAAGUGUACCAUUCUCCGGGAUGUUCCCGAGAAGAAGUGCAUCACAGGUACAUUUUUCUGACUUUGUAUCAGAAUUUACGACUUCGGAAGUAUCCACUAAAGUUUUUGAAUUCUCAACCGCAGAAUUGUUGUUUAUUUUAUCUUCGAUUCUCAUGCGUUGUAUAAUGGGCCCUACGUUGUCCGUAUUAUCAAUACUUGUUCGUCUCGAGGUGCUUACGGCACUCGACAGCGACUCGUCGGGCUCCGCGUGCCGUCGCCGAACCUUCGGUGAUUUUCGUCGUUGAAGUCCCUCGAAGUAGUUUCUUCUACGGCCAGGCUUCGGGCUGUUCGUAGAGUUCCGUGGACCGCUCGUUAAGCCACGAAGGCUCCGGCGAGCAGGCGAAAAUUUCACGAGUGCUACUCGUUUGACUGUACAUAAUUUGGGUUUGGCUUCAGGGUUCGUUGUUGAGUGAGGGGUGGAGUCGUGACUUGAACUUUUUCCACCUUUUGAUUUUUCUUCAUUUUUCAUAGCUUUCUUUUGUCGAAUUAAAGCGACUUUGAUAGUUUUAAAAGGGUUCUCCAUGAUAUGUGUUUUAGGCGAAGAAUAUUUCACUAGACCAUUCUUUUGGGUGUGAUGGUUGGGUGAUGGUUGCUUAUGUUCUGGACUUGAUGGUGGUUUGGACUCAGUCAACUGUAUGGUAGGUGGUGGUGUGUUGAUGAGUUUUGUCUGCUCUCGCUCGUAGCGUUCUAACCGACGAACUAGCAAGUGGUACACACACGAGUUCUUGGUCGCCCUGUUGGAGAAAUAUUUUUUAAUGAUAGUUUUCAUCCUGUGGUUUGUCAUUUCAGAUUUUAGCUGAAAUGACUCAAGUCUGGAUGAAACGAGAAUGAGAGUUGGCAGUCACGCGAGCUUGGUUAGCUGUUCUUAAUGCUUUCCCAACACUAUCAUGUAUUCUAUUUAAGUUGAAACGUAAUUGGAACACUCGGCAAACCUUUAUUUUGUUCAUCUAGAGCUUGAAAUGUCCCUCAUCAACUCUCAUCCUCGUUUGACCGGGGAUUUAGCUAACUUCAGUUAUACUGGAUAAUGCUAUCAGUUCCAGACUGUUCUUCCUAUACUGGAUAAUUCAUACAGUUCUAGACUGUUCUUCCUAUACUGGAUAAUUCUAUCAGUUCUAGACUGUUCUUCCUAUACUGGAUAAUUCUAUCAGUUCUAGACUGUUCUUCCUAUACUGGAUAAUUCAUACAGUUCUAGACAGUAUGACAAACAUUGGUUACAGGAGGAAACCUAAACUAUGCUAUAACUUUAUUCAUACUUCGAUUUGUGGAGCAAGUCUUCGAAACAUACAUACUUGUUCUGAAUGACGUCACGUAUUACGUCAUCACUGUUAAGUUUCAAUUGUUCCUCCACGUGAUCCAGAAUACGAUCAUCUAAAUCUUCCUCGCAAAGAUAGUUGGGACACGGGAUGAGUCCCAGAGGAUCCCUCUGAUCCAUAGUUAUCCAUCUAUGUCUAACGGCUUCCAGUAUGUGCAGUCUUUCUUUCGGGUCUGGAUUUAAAAGUUGAUGAGUCAUGUCUUUGCACGCUGAAAAUUUCAGUAAAAUAUGUUAGCACACCUGGUAUAAAACCCUCCUCAAACGCGAGAGUGAGAAUUGAUGAGAGUUAAGAAGCGAGAGUUCACAUGAGAGUUGAGAAGCGAGAGUUUGCAUGAGAGUUGAUGAGAGUUGAGAAGCGAGAGUUUACAUGAGAGUUGAUGAGAGUUGAGAAGUGAGAGUUUGCAUGAGAGUUGAUGAGAGUUGAGAAGUGAGAGUUUGCAUGAGAGUUGUUGAGAAGCGAGAGUUUGCAUGAGAGUUUUCUCAACUUUGAUGCCCCGGUCAAAGGAGAACAAAACUGGCAUGAGAGUUGACUGGAUAUUAAAUUCUAAACACGUGUAUCCUACCUUCUGAUAAAUAUUCCGGUAUUGCGUUCAUCUGUCGUUUCAACAUCUUAUUGUACAACGUACUGAUAUUGAACGGUUCUACUGUGUAUGGUAAACGUCCUGUUAACAUUGCGUACAGAUUUACACCACUAAAACACACAAGAAAACAAUCGUUAGCCAGUGGGAGGAACUUAUGGCAGGAAUCGCCGGUGCAGUGCUCUAACCAACUGAGCUAUAUAGGGAUCAUUUGUUCAUGUAUAUAUAGAUUUUCGAGUGUAUAUAUAAAUUUUUGGUUUCCUACUGCAGUACGAUUGGAAAAAUAGGUGGGUGUCAAGCAAUCCCACGAGACUUUAACGCUAAGGCAGAUGGAGGUCAAAUAAUGAGAUUCAAAUUAGAUUCUUUUGUUUAAUUAAACACAGAAGGUCAUAGAAUGGAAAUUGUAUGGAUCUUUAUUGGAAAUAGAACGGAUUUUGGUUAUCCAUAAUAAUUGUAUAUUUCCAUACUAUGGGAAUAGUAUGGAUAUAGUAUGAAUUUAGUGGUGCAAUUGCAAAUUUCGUAGUAUGGAUUUCACUUUUUUUUCCAGUGAAAUGCUCUCCAUGUGCACUAAACUGGAGCAUGAUGACAGCAAUCUAUAAGAAGAGAUGGGACUUACUGGAUCUCUUAGUUAUCUAGUAUAAAAUAAAGUUAAUAGUAAAACGUCGUAUUCGGUGUCACUUACAUGCUCCACACAUCAAUCUGCGGGCCGUAGUCCUUACGAACCAGAAGUUCGGGCGCGGCAUAUGCGGGUGAGCCACAUUGAGUUUUGCAGUGAUUCUCGUUAUGAGGAUCCGGCGAGUAGAUUGUGUUGCUCAGUCCAAAAUCUUUAAAAGAAAAUUGAAUACUAAGACCUGAGCACCAUAAAUAUUUGGGUUUCAGUGCGCGUUUUAUAUGCUGUUGACACUUAGUUUACAUGGUGUUAGAAAAUCGUUGGUCUGCAGAAAGUCGUCGGUUUUCUCCGGAUAGUCUAGCUUCGCGGUUAGGGUUAAGCCCUAAUUGCAUCUUCACUGUAGCUGUGCUCGAUGAUCAGACACGAGUCAUUUUAAGCAGGGUGUCCACGGGCCUUGAAAAUCCUGGAAAGUCCUUGAAUUAGAAAAAAAAAUAUCCAGGACUGGAAAAUCCUUGAAAAAGUCCUUGAAUGUCCUGGAAUUAAUUUCCUUAACCUCCAGCUGUGCCAACAUUAGUGAUUUUGAUUAAAAUUACUGAAUAAAGUGAAUUAUUUACUAGAAUUUACUGAAAAAGGGCCUUGAAAGUCCUGGAAAAGCCACCUUCACCAAAGGGUGGACACCCUGUAUAAGGUGGCUGCCAGAGGCACCCUUAGAAAACCUUCGACUCAAUCAAGUUGAUCUGUGUCCUUCGCAAUUCAGCUUAGCUCUCACAAAACGCAAGGUGAAUACGUAUACUUAUAGUCACUCCAUAAUUGUACAUUCUUUAAAGUUAACGGGAAUAAAAGCUGCCCCACUCGACACUCACCAAUUAUUUUGAUAUUUUUGUUCGCAUCCAGAAGAAGAUUUUCCACUUUUAAAUCUCUAAAUAUGGAAAAUAAAUUUUAAUAGCAUUAACCCUCUUUGUAACAAGAAGAGUAUUGACUUCACACUCUCGUAAUUUUCUUUGAUUGAAAACCUUGUUCUUACCUAUGCAUGAUACCAAGGCGAUGCAAAUACUCGACGGCGGAUAUUAUUUGUCUUAUAAACUUCCUGACUUCAUCCUCGUCCAAUCUCUUGCGUUUACAAAUAUGAUCCAUAAGAUCCCCUCCAUGAGCGAACUCGAACACAAGAUAGUAACAUUGUGAGGUCUCGACGAUCUCCAGCAGUUGUACGAUAUGCGGAUGACGGAUCAUUUGUAGAAGCCGCGCCUCGCGACGCAUGUUCUUUGACACAUAACGGUCUUUUCUCGCACGAUUUUUGUCGAUGAUUUUUAUGGCAACCUGGAAAAGAAAGCGAAUGUAUUUUUGUAUGCAAUGCCACUGCUAGAAGCUAUGCACUACACGAAUGGUUCAGAGGGUAGCUAAAUCCUUGUGCAAGGCAGAUGGGUGGUGCUCAGUAUAUUGGAUAGCUCUUUUUGUUCUAAACGAUUCUACCAAGAGAUCCAGUGAGUGUAAAUCCCCAGCACUUGGCAACUGGACUCUGGGGGCACUCCCCUCCACAGAAGCGUAUAAGGUAUAGAUACCAAGUAAAAAUCGUGCUCAAGAAAAUAUCUGAACACUCCCAACGGGAAUCGAACCCGUGUCUCCCGAUUGCCGGUAAAGUUGUUUUACCACUAGACCACAGGGUUUCAGACAGCAAUGCGAUGUUAAUUAGAGACCUGGUUCUAACUGAAUCUCUCUAAUCAAAUACGUAUAUGACCGUGUUUAUAUAUACCGGUAUAGACACGAUAUCACAGAUGAAAUUACAGCACCCUUGGUGCGAUGUUCGAAUGCUUCAUUAUACAGUUUUCUGAUUAUAAUUCUGGUCUCAUGCAGUUUCAUGUGAGAAGAAUACUUCCUGCCCGGCUCUGCCAAACACCACAGGCUUUCUUGGAGCAAUUCCGUUUUUUCCUGGGCUAACUAACACUAUUAAUAAGGGGUGCUCCUUAUUGGGCCUAAGGAUAAUCUAUAACUGAUAGCCAAACCAAUUCAUUGACCCUAACUGAGUUUGCUUAAUUUCAUGUCGAGACUUUAGGGGGAAUUAGGUUGGCAACAUAUGAUCACCUUUCGUAGCUGGUAAUCUUAGUUCUUUAAACUUUUUUGCCUCAAAUUUCAUGCAGUAUAUAUAGCCUGAAAUUUAUAGCCUGAAAUUUAUAGUCUUCGAAAAAUUAUUGUUACCGCUUUGUUACACAGUUAUUCAGCUGUCUUUCAAAGGUUGCCCCCCGCCCCCCCCCCCCCAGUAUCCACUGCUGUUGAGAUCUUUGGUGGUCUUCAGUUCUAUUUUGAACUCAGUAGGCUAUGAUAUUCCACUCAUUGAUAGUUAUGGCAGGCAUUCGAUCGUUAUCUUAAGUAGUAGACAAUAAUCUGUGAAGAUAGUCGUACUAUUCUUGCAAUUUAUCGAUAAGCCGUAUAUCAGGAAAGUGUCUCUAUUUUAGCAUUGGGGUAAUUAACAUAUAGUCGUUGCUGAUCUAUCUUUAUUGAGAAAUCAAACUUUCUCUAUUUGACAGCUUUAUGGGAGACUGUCUAAAGUUAUCGGCUACUACUAAAAAGCGAUACAGCGAUACAGCGAUACAGGAACCGGAACCUGGAACCGGAACCAGGAACCGUGCAUAAUUUAUGCAAAUUAGAGCAUUUUGCACCACAGGGGAUAUACAUAAUAAUAAUCUACAGGGGGGGGGAUUCAAUGAUAGUAUAAAAUAUUAUAUACAACUAACAAGGCAUUUUGAUUUUUAAGCAAAACAAAGAAUGAACAUCGUUGUACCACUUUUGCCUGUUUUGAUAUGACUGCAUGACACAUUUUAUUUAGCCCCCGCACUUGAUUAUGAAAUGCCAGCAGACAGAGAAUGAAACGACGGCACGCAAAGCAGAUUGCGCUGAAUUCUCGAGAAAUUAGAGUGUAGUGUAUGAUGCAAUCCAACCGAUUGAAUGUGCUAUAUACGCUGCCGCCGGAAUACGCGAAUAUUGCGAAUAUGCUGCAUCAGUACUAAAAAUAUCCGCUUGACUGGCAACGAUCACAAACAUGAAUGAAGUUAUGAAGGUAACUUCAAUGUCAAAAAUGCAUUUAAUAAUGAAAAAUUGAAAUGUCUGAUUGAAAUUCAGCGUCGAAAUUCACUUAGUCGUGUGUCUUACCCUAUAUAAUAUAGUACUAUCAAGUAUCGGAGUACGUCUAUAUGUUUUCGACGCUGAAUUUCAAUCAGACAAAUCAAUUUUUCAUUAUUAAAUGUAUUUUUUACAUUGGAGUUACUAUACCUUCAUAUAAACUUCAUUUAUGUUUGUGAUUGAUGUUCAAGUGGAUAUAUUUCGGCAUGCAGCACAUUUAUUUUAUUUAUUUAUAUUCGCUUCAAUGCUGGGUUGCAUCAUACACUACACUACACUCUAAUUACUUAAUUUAGCGCACAAUUGCUGCUGAAUCCAGCGCAAUCUGCUUUGCGUGCCGUGGUUUCCUUCUCUGUCUGCGGGCAUUUCAUGAUCAAGUGCGGCGGCUAAAUAAACUAAGUGUGUCACAUGCAGUCAUAUCAAAACAGACAAAAAGAAUGGCCGCGCAAUUACGAAACAUGUAGUGCUACAACGAUGUUCAUUCUUUGUUUUGUUUAAAAAUCAAAAUGCCUUGCAUAUAAUAUUGUAUAUUAUCAUUGAAUUGCGCCCCCCCCCCUUGUAAAUUAUUAUUAUGUAUAUCUCCUGUGGUGCAAAAUGCUCUAAUUUGCAUAAAUUAUGCACGGUUCCAGGUUCCGGUUCCAGGUUCCGGUUCCUGUAUCGCUGUAUCGUUGUAUCGCUGUAUCGCUUUUUAGUAGUAGCCAAAGUUAUCAACGUCUGAGCUGAGUAAAUAUUAAGCCAUGUUCAAGGAAAGAAUGUUCGGAUUUAGUCUGAACCUCAUGAGAAAACCGUUUAGACAAAACUAUUAGAUCUAUUCAGACCAAUAAGACCGGUAUUUCAGACACAUGCCACGACAGCUUAUUUGGAUUCGGGACUCCCACGUUUGAGAUAUCAUAGAGUGGUUCCUUAAGUGAGUAGGUACAGUAAUCGCUUUCGUUUCUCAUAAUUGUAAUAAUCUUUGAGAUUUUCUCUCUCUAGGUACUACACAGUACGUUCUAACCACCAGUGGUAAAAUAAACAUGAAUGAAUUAUAUGCAAGACGACCCUUGGUCUGAUGUCCAGUGAUGGAGAUAUUCAACUCUGUGAGAUAUCCUUUGAAUUAUAUUACCCAUACUGUGACGAUGAUUUACUGAUAAACAACAGAAAUAGAUCAAUGCUUUUAUGAGUUUUUUAUCUGUUGUUUGUUGUGAUAUUUUAGAAUCAUCCUCAGAGCUAGGGGAGUUCAUUUUAAGUAGACUUUAAUUAAGAAUGGUUGUAAACUCUUAUUGAAACACUGGAUGAAAAUCGUAACGAAUGUUACCAAUCUUUGCAGUGAUGACACUGUAGCCAAAUGAUUGUAACAGAGUUUGGGUCUAGGCCAAGAAAACAGUCAUCAUUUGGAUUAUUAUUUGAUCUCGUAUCUGACUAUUUGCCUGUCAAUGAUUAAUGAAUUUUCGGAACAACAGCGUUGUAGACUUGUAGUGCCUUACUGAUUACAAUAUUUUGCCAGUUGAGGCCAUCUCAAGUACAAUGUACAUAAUUUAACAAGCAUUUCAAAACAAAUAAUAACCACUGGCCGGCCGUUGUGCAUAGCGGAAGAUUCUUGGCCCAUCCUUUAGCUAUUGGUAAACACAUUUAGCUCACAAAAACAACAUAAAUUGCGCGAUCGGUAUCAGUUAAUUGCAAUAUCUUAAUACCAGGGAAUGUAUAUAGCAAUUAAAGUCAAUUGGCCCAAUACAAGACUCUUGAGGUUGAUUAAUAGUAAACAUACUUAGCUCACAAAAACAACAUAUAUUGCGCGAUUGGCAUCAGUUGAUUACGAUCCCCCUAAUACCGAGAAGUGUGCAUCGUAAUUAAAAUCAUACCGCCUCUCAUCCCGGCGAAAAAUAAUUGAAGCCCUAACUGGAAACAUAGUUAGCUCACGAUAAUAACAUCUAUUGCGUAAAUGAUAUCACUUAAUUAAGAUCCUCUUUAAUACCAGGGAG
This is a messenger RNA of Paramuricea clavata, 15149 nucleotides long. The record is from the annotation of a GenBank genome assembly. Lineage: Eukaryota; Metazoa; Cnidaria; Anthozoa; Malacalcyonacea; Plexauridae.